Penicillium olsonii is the source of this 1860-nucleotide messenger RNA. The record is from the annotation of a GenBank genome assembly. NCBI's taxonomy places the organism in Eukaryota, Fungi, Ascomycota, Eurotiomycetes, Eurotiales, Aspergillaceae.
AUGGCGUCGGUUGCACGCAUUCACAAGCGUCAUGCGUAUAGUCGAGAGGGCCACACCUACUACCCAGUGCUAAUUGUCGGCGCUGGAGAGUCAGGAGUGGCCAUGGGCUGUCGCUUGAAGGAGGUUCUAGGCAGAGACCAGUUCCGAAUCUUUGAGCGCCAGUCCGGGAUUGGAGGCACUUGGUGGAUUAAUCGCUAUCCCGGUGCUGCUUGCGACAUCCCCGCAGCCUUGUACUCUUUCUCCUUCUGCCAGAAGAAGGACUGGUCUACGCUGCACCCGUCCGGCCCAGAGCUAGCGCAGUACAUGGCGGAUGUGUGUGAAAAGUAUCAGAUUGUGGACAAAAUCCAGUUCAACACUGAUGUCAAGGAGCUUCGAUGGAUCGAAGAGGACGAGGAGUGGGAGGUGACCCUCUCACACCUUGUUCCUGGCACUGGUGAUCUCGCGCAGCAUGAGCGCGAUCGGCUUGCAAGCCAGAACGGCCACCAUGCUGUUUAUGUGAAGACGGAGAUUGUUCGAGCAAAGAUCGUCGUCAGUGGUGUCGGCGGCCUGGUGGAACCAAAGACACCACCAAAGGACAUUCCCGGAUUUGAUGACUUCAAGGGCGAGAUCAUGCAUACGGCUCGGUGGAACGACGAGAUCGACCUGCGAGGCAAGGAUGUCAUCAUGGUGGGAUCCGGGUGCAGUGCUGCGCAGGUUCUUCCUGAAAUAGCCAGGGCAGAGGCUGGCGUUCGCUCGAUCACCCAACUCAUGCGCACUCCCCCAUGGGUCCAGCCAGAUAUCAUCCCCCCGAAGCAUCUCCCUGCGUACGAAAAAUGGUCUCCCAGACUCAUGACCCACGUCCCUGGGUUGUUGAGCGUGACUCGAACUGUUCUCUUCCUGAUGUUCGAGCAAACCUACUUCAAAUGGUUCACGGACUCGGCAUACAGUCGACGGGCGCGGCCGAAAGGCGAGAAGGUGUUCCUUGAUCACAUGCGCGCUGUGGCCCCAAGUGAAUACCAUGAAAUCCUAACACCAAACUACAGCCUCGGCUGUAAGCGACGCAUCAUCGACGGAACAUGGUAUCGGGCUCUCAAUGCCCCCAAUGUGGAACUAACAACCCAGCCUUUGGUUCGCGUCAACGCCAAAAGCAUCACCCUAGGACCGGGGAGUCACUACCCACCGGACAAGCCUGUAGCACACCAGCCAAGAGAUCUCCCUGCCGAUGUGAUCAUCAUGGCGAAUGGGUUUGAAACCAACCAGUGGUUGCACCCAUUGAAGGUAAUUGGCCGUCAAGGCCAAGACAUGGAAGAAGUCUGGAGGGAGCGUGGAGGCGCACAGGCAUACCAGGGCAUCGCCAUGGAUUCGUUCCCGAAUUUCUUCAUGCUAUUCGGUCCGAACACAGCGACCGGGCACACAAGUGUGAUCUUCGCUACCGAAAAUGCGGUCAACUAUUCGUUGAAGUUCAUCGAGCCCAUUCUGAACGGGCGUGUCAGCUCCUAUGAAGUCACCGAGGAUGCGGAGCGUGAAUGGACCACGCAGAUCCAGGAUGAUCUCCAGAAAACAGUAUUCCGUCUUGGUGUAUGCUCGAGUUGGUAUUCCACCGACGAAGGUUGGAAUUCUUCCACCUACCCAUAUACCCAAGUCCAUUAUUGGUACCGCUGCACAUUCCCGUACUGGGGUCAUUGGAGUGCGAAGCUCACCGCUAGGGGACGGACUCUGCGAGCUGUGCGCAAGACCCUUCGUGCCUCGGCGCUUUUGAUUCUUGCCGCCGGUUUUGGUUGGUUGCAUCAGAACCCUCAUCAGAAGGUCCGGCUUGUGCAGUCGAUUCUUGGUGGGAAAGAGUGGCUCUUCUCGGCUGUGCAGGGAUUAAUCUCGCGCUAA